GAUCGGAAAAGUUAUUUAAAAUGUUUGAUACUGCAAAAUCAGAGCCGGACGAGUUUGAUUCGGAAUUAAAUACGAACGAUGCAGGUCCGGAUGAAAAUUUGGACGUCCCAAGCAAAUAUGCCUGGACGGAUAUCACUGAGCAAUUCAAAACUGCUUGCAAGUCACUGAAACUUGGAGAGCUUUGGCAUGACAGCCAUUUCAGUCUGAUGGAGGGCAUGUCGGCCAUUGAGAUGAUGGAUCCAAAGAUGGAUGCAGGCAUGCUAUGCAAUCAGUCUAAGAGAAAAUUAAUUUCACUGCGACAAGCUAUCAAGGAUGGAGAGAUAAAAAUAGAAAAUCUGACAGCAGAAGCAUUAAUUGGAAUCAUUGAUGACACUUUGGCCUGCUUUGUAACAUGGAUAGAAGGACACUCAUUAGCCCAGACGGUAUUCAUAAAUUUGUACCUCCACGAUCCAGCCCUGAUCAACGACCCGACUUUGAAGUCAUUUUCGACAGCCAUUCUGAAAAUUGUUGAUGAUGUCAGAGAUAAGAUAACCCGAGUUAGCGUCUACGAAGAGGAGGACUUCCAAUCAAUGUCUUAUAACUUCAAUAUGGCUGACGAGGUUGCCGACCAGUUUGUCUUAUCGAUGUUGAGAGAUGUUGAAGAGGACUAUAAUAAAGUCGUCAAGAGCACAAGAUCCAGAACAGGCGUUGAGCAAACUCAAGAUGACAUUAAUAAGAAUACAGUUUCACAAGCACUAGCCUCUCGUCUAAAGUUCACAAGAUUGUUUUAUUCACUGAUGCUGAUGUUUAACAGAGAGAAAAGUGGUGGCAUGGCAGAUGGCGAGAAACUCUUGAAACAGAUGAGCGAGCUGUUGGCUACCAUCAAGUCAACUCUCCAUCUCGGGUCUUAUGCCUCACAACAACAACAUCAUCAACAUGAAACGCAGCCACAACAACAACAAAACUCGUCACUUCAGCAGCAGCAGCAGCUGCAGCAAAACUCAUCACACUCUCACACUCAGCAGCAACACACUUCACCAUCCCAACGAAGUUUUGCCCCAGGUUUCGAGCCAAUGGCGAAUCAGCGUUUGCUACCCCCUACCUUUCCGAGACUGGUUUUAAUCAGGUCGAGAUCAGAGUCGGUAGAAUAUUUCCAGCAACUCGUCUUGCAACUGCAGCAUAUUAUCUCCGUUGCAUCACUCAAUAAUUUCCACGAGAUUAUUGAUUUCUGUUUGGAGUUCAGUAAGCCAUCCCCAUGUUUGCUCUCCAGAUCCAUUCUGCAAUUGAUGAUUCUACCAAUAAACAAGCGGAUCUUUGGAGAGGUGGUCAUGGACAUCAUCAGAGAAACUAUCAGAUCAUUCUGUGCGCCGCCUGCUCUUAUUAAGGGCAACCCACUCUAUAACAACUGCCAACUGAAAGAAUGUGUGGACACGUUUUUGGUGCACUGCGUUCGCCCCAUCAUCAACAUCGUACAGACCACGGGGCACAACAGGGCUCGUAUGCGAGACAGGUGGGCCAGGGUGGCUGAAGAUUUGGCCCUCUUACAGGAAGAGGCGGAGAAAUUAGAUUCAUAUAUGCAGACUUUAAUGAUGAAGAUGGAUACGAAUUAUAGAGUGGGUUCCUAUUUUGGUACCUGGGUCCUUUACCUUACUUUACGUGUUAUGAUUCUUUACGUAACAUCCGGUCUGGAGUUAGAACUGUAUUCGCCACACGAGUAUAAUUAUGUGUUUUGGUACUUGAGUGAGGGCCUGUACAAUUGGUUGACGUCGACAAUAAGCAGAGCUGAAGUUUAUGCACAUGAAGCCGAAUCAAUGACUUCUGCCGCCAAUAAUGCCAAUAAUAGUGGAAAGGGAACGAAAAAGACGAAGAAGAGUAAGAAGAAGGUGAAGCUGCCCAGCAAUGAACUUGUAGUCAGUCAGGCACUUCACUGCCUAACUGGAGGAUAUUAUAAGUCCGUGAUAGCCUUGAGAAUGGACAACAAGUUGAGUCUGCCGAAAUUCGAUUUUGACAGCGAAGAGGUCCGAUACAACCACAGAUUCUCGCCGUUUGCUUUCAUCAUGGCUCCACCUCUGCUUCAAUAUCAACAAUUCAAGGAGCACACAGACGUAAAGUCAUGUGACCCAGUAGCGACGUCAUUGGAUCUGUACAAGGGAGCUUCCAAGUGCUUCAAUCAGACGAAAUUACACCUCGAGUCUAUCCCAAAUCCAAAUGAAGAGGUGCAGAGUUUACUGAAAGUGGCCAAAACGAACCUAGUCGUUAUGAGAAUACUGGAGGGUGGGCAUAAAAUGGACUUGAAGAAAUUGCCGGAGUUCAAUUUCGAACAUCACAAGCUCUUUCCCAUUAUAAAACUGACCUGAUAGUGUGGACGAUUUCUAUGGAUUUCUACACAUUUUCAUCUCAUUAUUAAUUAAUUAAUUAAUCAAUUGAUUAAUUGAUUUAUUUAUUAUAUUUGAAUAUAUUUCUCUUUUUAUAGCUAAUCACAAUUAUUAAUUUAUAGUUAAUUAAUGAUCAAUUAAAUUUUUUUUAUAGGUUUAUUUUUGUUUGUUCGUUUUCUUCUCUAUAGGGAAAUAUCAAAAAGUUACUUCGCUAAAUUCGAAUAAAUGACACAAAAAUGAUAUAAUUAAUGCGAUUAGUUAAUUAAAUUUAAAUAAGUGUCAAAAAAAUUAUGAAAUUAA
Helobdella robusta is the source of this 2654-nucleotide messenger RNA. RefSeq lists its product as hypothetical. Gene Ontology annotation, biological process: N-terminal peptidyl-methionine acetylation. Gene Ontology annotation, cellular component: NatC complex. The transcript is spliced from 18 exons. NCBI's taxonomy places the organism in Eukaryota, Metazoa, Annelida, Clitellata, Rhynchobdellida, Glossiphoniidae. The coding region runs from base 21 to 2336 and encodes 771 amino acids. The record is from RefSeq and is a predicted model, not a curated record.